Molecule: messenger RNA, 3666 nt
Organism: Pundamilia nyererei
Lineage: Eukaryota; Metazoa; Chordata; Actinopteri; Cichliformes; Cichlidae
Gene: cdh22
Product: cadherin 22
Exons: 14
Coding region: 1059-3476 (805 amino acids)
Biological process (GO): cell-cell junction assembly; cell migration; cell-cell adhesion mediated by cadherin
Cellular component (GO): catenin complex; adherens junction; plasma membrane
Molecular function (GO): cadherin binding; calcium ion binding; beta-catenin binding
Source: RefSeq, a predicted model, not a curated record
UUUGUUCUCGCCACGCGAUAACAAAGAAGUCGAGGAGGAGACACUGUGUUCGAGAGAGACUAAUGUUAGAUGGCAUAAUAAAGACAACCUGAAGGACCUGAGAGUCAUCAUUCGCACAAAGUGUCAGCAAGGUCAUCUGGCUGAGGGAUGGUUCCCUCUUUUCCUGCCUUCAAUCCAUGAUGGAGCUGUCAUAAUGGCUGAAAAAACACUGUAGGACCUUUUGAAGAAUGAACUUUCCAAACCAAUGGAUUGUUUUGAAGGGCAAAGCUGUCAGAGACCAAACAUUAUCACCAACAGUAAAAUCCUUUGGCCUUUCGUCAGUUCAAGGUUUCUGCUUCAGAAGGUAAAGCCAGCUGUGACUUUUUGAGGAGCUGAACUACUGAAGAGUUUUCUCUUCAGCAAAGUUUAAUCAAGUCAUUUUUUGGCAGCUUAGUAUCAAACCACCUGAAACACACAUCAGCUACUGGAGGUGACAUGGCUAGAAGUGGAAAUGGAAGCACUGCGAGCAGUAAUCGAUACGAAGUCAAAAAUGGAUGGAAGCUAUCACUCUCAGUCUUCAUAGGCAUGCUUUUCAAUGUCAUUCUAUGCUUGGCCCUCCUAAUUCCUUCAAUGAUCAGUGAGCCUGUCUAGCAAAGCCUGUUUUUGUUGCUUUCAAAAACCUUGAAUAACAUUUUCCAAAGUCAAUUUGUCCAGCUACUUUCGGUCACAUAAAUAACAUAUUAAGGAAAACAAACAAUAAAAAAGACCCUAUAAGUUGGAGUAAACACUACGAAGAAUCAGAAUUACUGACAAUGCCACAGUGCAAACAGUUACUCUGCAGGUGGUACAACUCCUAUAUGCUCUCUGACCUGCCCUGUGUUUGGCAGAUAACUUCAGAUUGAUUUCUGAUCCCAUGGAUUAACUUUCAAGCUCUUUCACAAAGACCUUUAAGCGUGUCCUUUUGGAGUUUUAUUUCAGAUAAAACUACAACAGAAAACCUUCUCUUGUUUGCAUGAAUCUUUUAAAUUACAUGUAGACACAGGAAGGAUUGUUUUUCUUUUUUUUUUUUUUAAAUCAAAAUGGCUCCUUCAUGGACAUCAGGAGUUUGGACACUACUGGCAGCACUAACUCUACUUAGCUGCAAUAUUUUUACCUGGUGUGAAGCCUCAAGGACUAGUGGCACAACAACUUCAGGAGAAAGAGACCAAGAGCAAGGACCCUCAUCACUUGAACGUGUAAAGAGAGGAUGGGUGUGGAACCAGUUCUUUGUUGUGGAGGAGUAUACAGGAACAGAGCCUCUAUAUGUAGGAAAGAUCCAUACAGACUCUGAUGAUGGUGAGGGCAACAUCAAAUAUACUAUCUCUGGAGAAGGAGCUGGAUCCAUCUUCAUCAUUGAUGAGCUUACAGGAGACAUACAUGCCACAGAGAGACUAGACCGAGAGGAAAAGGCUUUUUACACUCUUAGGGCUCAGGCCCGGGACCGGCUCUCUAAUGAUCCCCUUGAGCCAGAGUCAGAGUUUGUCAUCAAGGUCCAGGACAUCAAUGACAGUGAACCCAAGUUCUUGGAAGGACCCUAUAUUGGCAGCGUGGCAGAGUUGUCACCCAUAGGAACGUCUGUCAUGAAGGUUACUGCAUCUGAUGCUGAUGACCCAACAUAUGGCAGCAGUGCCAGAGUGGUGUACAGUGUACUGGAUGGAGAAAAGUUUUUCACUGUUGAUAAAAACAAAGGAAUCAUCAUGACAGCAGUGGCAGAUUUGGAUCGUGAGACACAGGAUCGUUACGAGUUGGUCGUCAAGGCAACAGACAUGGCAGGACAAAUGGGUGGUCUCUCUGGCUCCACCACAGUGACCAUAGUGAUCACGGACGUUAAUGACAACCCACCACGCUUUCCACAGAAAAUGUACCAGUUUUCCGUGUCAGAGGGGGCUGCUGUCGGGACACCAGUUGGACGCGUCAUUGCCACAGAUGCAGACAUGGGAGAGAACACAGACAUGAGCUAUCUGAUCACAGAUGGAGGGGAGCUCUUCAAAGUCACUACAGAUAUGGAGACACAGGAAGCUGUUGUCUCCAUCAAGAAGCCGCUGGACUUUGAGAACAAACGGACACACAAUGUUGUUGUGGAGGCGGUUAAUAAGCAUGUGGACCCUCGUUUUGUGGACCUGGGCUCUUUCCGUGACCAGACCAUUGUCCUGGUGAGCGUGUCGGACACAGAUGAGCCACCCAUCUUUUACCCAGCCGAUGGCACUAUCAUGGAAGUCCAGGAGGACGCCAAAGUAGGAGCCCUAGUUGGAAUUGUUACUGCAAGGGAUCCAGAUGUGAAGAAUAAACCUGUCAGGUUCUCCAUCGAUCGGACUACAGACCAGGAGAUGAUCUUUCAUAUUGAUCCUGACUCUGGUGCCAUCACGCUGGGAAAGAUUUUGGACAGAGAGACUGCAGGCUGGCACAAUAUCACUGUGAAGGCUGUAGAAGCAGAUAACCGCACAAUGGCAUCCCAAACAUCAGUGAGCAUUCGGAUACUUGAUGUGAAUGACAAUCCACCUGAACUGGCCACACCAUAUGAAGCCUCAAUAUGCGAAGAUGCCAAGCCAGGUCAGUUAAUUCACACCAUCAGUGUGGUGGAUAGGGACGAGCCACAGUCUGGACAUCGUUUCUACUUCAAUCUUGCCCCUGAAGCCUCCAGCAAUCGGUACUUCUCCCUGUUGGAUUUGAAAGACAACACAGCUGGCAUCCGGACUCAGCGGUCAGGCUUUAACCGCCAUGAGCAGAACGUGUACUUCCUGCCUAUUCUAGUGGUUGACAGUGGGCCUCCCUCCCUCAGCUCCACAGGCACCCUGACCAUUCGUGUUUGCGGCUGUGACACAGAUGGAGCCAUCCAGUCCUGCAAUGCCACAGCCUAUGUAAUGAGUGCAGCUCUCAGUCCUGGGGCACUUAUAGCAUUACUGGUGUGCAUGCUUAUACUAAUAGUUCUUGUUUUGCUGAUUCUAACCCUGAAACGCCACAGGAAGGGCCAGAGGAUGACAGAGGACGAGGAGGACAUGAGGGAUAACGUCAUCAAGUACAACGAUGAGGGUGGAGGGGAGCAGGACACUCAGGCAUAUGACAUGAGUGCUCUGAGGAACCUCUAUGACUUUCCAGAGGCCAAGAGCUGUGACUCUGGCCCAGACAUCCGCUCACUGCCACAGUGGAUACAAGCUAAACGAGUGGGUGGCAGUGGCGCAGAGGCAGCUGCUGCGGCAGCAACAGACUUUUCCCUUUUCAAAGGCUACAUUCGAAAGAAGGUGGAGCAGGCUGAUGCUGACCUGUCAGUGCCACCAUAUGACUCCUUCCAGACAUACGCCUUUGAGGGCACCAGUUCACCGGCGCUUUCGCUAAGUUCCAUUCAUACACUGUCCACCACCUCAGAACAGGAUUUCUCCUAUCUCAGCGAAUGGGGACCACGCUUCAGGCAACUGGCAGGCUACUACGCACCAGGAAACCCUGAGGAGGAAAGGUCCUAGCACAGCUUCUUCUCAGCAGAGACACUUUUAAACACCCUCUUCUUCCUCCUACUUAUCUCUCUCCCCUUCUCACCCUCUGGCAGGCUACUGAGAUCAGAGCCAGUCUAUGUACUCAUUAAAGUCAGAGUACCACCUCUUUAUCUCUUUAGCAAAAUUCCCAGUCUCAGACUUUGAACUCCUUUGAGAAAAC